UGAUCACAAUGGGUCAGUUUUUCGAAGUUCGCAAGACAUUCCUAUUUUGCUGGCUCGUCAAUAUCUUUGUAUCGAAAAUUCAGGGUGAAUACAUUUCACCUGAAUAUUCAGAAAAAAAUGUAAGGCAAGCUGUAGACGAGUGGGAAAUUAAAUCAUUAGAUUCGUUCAAUAGGGCGAUGGAGUCAAUCUGGAACUGGGAAACUAAUCAAACUGAUGAAAAUCACGAUAUCAUGAGCGCUGUUGUUCAAGAAUGUUUUGAAGAAUUUAGGAAUGCAUCAACCGACUUGCUUCGUUACGAAACUGUGAAUAUCGAGGACGAGGAUUUGAAACGUAUCCUUAGACUAUGGCAUUAUUUGGCACGCUCUCCUGAGCGAUGGGAAAAUGAUUCCAUAUCUAUUGGACCUGUCAGUGAAAAUUACAAUAACGUAGAAGUGUGUAGCUUUACAAACAGUAGCCAGUGUGAUAUGGCGUUGGAGCCGGACUUGAGCAAUAUAUUUUUGAGCAGCCAGGACCCCGAAGAACUGAAGCAUUAUUGGAUUGAGUGGUAUGCUUCAGCUGGAACUGCCGCCAAGAACGAUUUUUUCAACUAUGUGCAGCUUAAAAACGAAUCUGCUAUAUCCAGUGGAUUGCUUUCGGCAGCAGACGAAUGGUUAAAUGAAUAUGAAGAUGAUUCGUUCGAGAGCCAAGUAGAAACGGCGCUUAAUCAAAUUAUGCCCUUUUACAAGCAAAUGCAUGCAUACGUAAGAUUUAAACUUCGUCAAAAUUAUGGUAGUGAUAUCGUUCCCGAGAGGGGACCGAUUCCUAUGCAUCUUUUAGGAGAUCUGACGGCUAGUAAUUGGGAAGGUAUCUACAAUAUUACUGCGCCAUUUCCCGAAACCAGUUUGCCUGAUUUUACUGAGGAAAUGGUAAGGCAGGAAUACAACGUCUCUCGGAUGUUCCAUAUGGCAGAAGAUUUUUUCGUUUCAUUAAACAUGAGUUAUCUUCCCGAAUCUUUUUGGAAGAAAAGUAUGAUGGAGAAAACUAACGACGGGCGACGGACUGACUGCGAAACUGUUUCUAGACAUUUCUACAAGAAGGAUGACGUCCGUAUAAAAAUUUGUUCUAAAGUUAAUAUGCGUACUUUGUUCAGAAUCCAUGAAGAAUUAGCAGUCAUUCAGUAUUAUUUGCAAUUUCAACAUCUACCAAGUAUUUUCCGUGAAACUGCUACUCGUUCAUUCCGCCCAGCUUUCAGUAAGUUCAUUUUAUUAUCGGUAACAUCACCUAAACAUUUGAAAAGAAUAGGACUUCUAAGUUGGAACCGUCAGGAUGAACAGAAAGUGUUGAUCAACCAUUACUUCAAGACACUUUUGGAUGAUUUAGUGUUCCUACCAUUUGUGUACACCAUUGACAAAUACCGUUGGGAUAUUUUUCGUGGAGAAGUAGCAUGUGGAGAGGCGAACUGCAAAUUUUGGGAGCUACGCUCAAAGUACUCGGGCAUUGAACCUCCCGUCAAGCGUUCGGAAGCAGACUUUGAUGCUCCAGCUGAAUAUUUCGUGGCAAACGACGAAGAGUCCAUCGGGUAUCUGAUAUUCUUCAUCGUAAAGUUCCAGUUCCAUCAAUCUGCUUGUAAAUUGGCCGGAGAAUACGUUCCAGGUGAUCCAGUGAAAACUUUAAACAACUGCGAUAUACAUGGAAGCAUUGCCGCUGGCGAAGUAAUCAAAGCUAUGCUAUCGUUGGGACAUUCCAAACCUUGGCCGGCUGCAAUGCAAGUGUUGACUGGUGAGACGAAAAUGAAUGCCGAACCCUUGUUGGAGUACUACAAACCACUUUACGACUGGCUGGUUGAAGAAAACAGACGCAAUGGAGCCUACGUUGGGUGGGAUCAAUCAGAAAAAUGCUCAUCGAAGCAGAAUACUGAAACAUAAAUAUCCAGUGUUAUUUAUAUAUGUAUACGAUUUAAGAUAUACCCAAGUUAUAUCACUGAAAGAUGAUCGUAUAAUCCGAAAAAUAAUGAAUGUAUUGCAAAUUUCAUAUUUUAAUCGUGUGAUACAGGUCUAUAUUGUAAAUUACAUUGUGAAAUAAAUAUUUCAAAAUAGAA
Molecule: messenger RNA, 2077 nt
Organism: Uranotaenia lowii
Lineage: Eukaryota; Metazoa; Arthropoda; Insecta; Diptera; Culicidae
Product: angiotensin-converting enzyme-like
Exons: 5
Coding region: 9-1904 (631 amino acids)
Biological process (GO): proteolysis
Cellular component (GO): plasma membrane
Molecular function (GO): peptidyl-dipeptidase activity; metallopeptidase activity
Source: RefSeq, a predicted model, not a curated record